AUGUUCCCCGUCACGGCGUCCCUCUUCCUCCUCUUUUUUCGCACUAGCCGUGUCGUGGAUAGACCCACAUCGGUAUGCUUACACGCGACCCAUCCAGUAUCCGAUAGUCUCGUCACAUCCACCACCACCACUACCGCUCCCACCAACGGAAACCGCUCGCGUCCGUCACCAAACGCACCGGACACGAUCGCUCGAACGAUUGCGCGAUUGGGACGACAAGGCAAGACGGACGCCGCGCUCGAUCUCUGGGCAUCGGUGGAUCGUGCGCACGCCACCAUUCGUCAACUCAACGCGGCCGUGGAUGCCUGUGCCCGGGCCCGACCCGCACGGGUGACGCACGCGCUCGGACUCGUAGAAACGGCACGCACGUUAGCGGGACCGGUGCCGAACGUUUACACCUUUGGUGCCUUGAUGAGUGUCUUGGCAAGGGCCGGAAAAGCCGAGCAAGCCGUCGCUUGGUUGGAUACCAUGCAAGAUAAGUACGGCGUGACACCCAAUCAAGUGGUUUAUCACGCCGCCAUUAGUGCCUGUAGCAAAGCCGAUCCACCCCGGGUUGAUAUGGCCAUGGAUUUGUUGGAACGGGCCACCCGAACGGAAGGAUUGACCCUCACCGUGGUGGGCUACAACGCCGCAGUUUCGGCCGCCGCUCGCGCCGGAGACGCCGAUGUCGCUAUCCGUUUGCUCCAGCGCAUGGAGACGGAACCGGCUUUGCCCAAGCCGGACGCGGUCACCUACGGGACCGUCCUCAGUGCCUGCGCCAAGACUUUUCGCUGGAACGAACUACUCCACUACGCCGCGCGGAUGCAGGAACGGGGCUUUGGUCUCGAUACAUUGGCCGCCACGUCUAUGCUACACGCGUGUCAGGAGCUCGGAUUGGCCGCCCAAGCCUUGCACGUCCUGGAACUGUGUAAACUAGACGUUACCUACCAACGGCGAACGGCGGGAUGGUUGGUUGCCGGACGCAAGCAACCCUUGCACGGACCCGACGCGGUGGUUUACCGCUUGGUCAUUACAGCAUGUGCACGAGGUGGGGCUUGGCAAGACGCACUACGGGUUUUGCGAGAGUACAUCGAAGUGCAACCGGAGAGAGCCACGUCCGAGGACGACGUGGCCGUGUACACGGCCGCCAUGGGGGCUUUGGCGCACGCCGGGGAAUGGAAGCAAGCGUUCUUUCUGUUGGAACAAAUGAGGAAGCGAGCUAUUGUCCCCAACGAGUCCACCUUUGUGGCUUUGUUGGCGGCCUGCGCCACGGCAAUGAUCCUACGGUCGUGAAGCCCAAUAUACAAGUAUACAAUGCCGCCAUUCGCGUAUGUGCCGAAGCAAUGGACGUGGACCGAGCCUUUCGCAUUGUGGAAAUGCUACGCGACGAAAUGGAUUCGCCGCCUACAGAGCCGGUGGAGGAGGAGGGAAAUGAGGGGGAAGCUCUGCGACCCAACGUGGUGACGUACGGAACUCUCAUGACGGCGUGUGAACGCGUGGGCAACGUGCAAGCCGCCUCUCGCGUUUUCCAGCUACUCAAGGAGGAUCACGUGCCCGCCAACGAAAUAAUUUACGGUGCCGCGAUUUCUUGCGUCCGCAAAGCCGGGGAAUCCGAGCGCGCUUUUUUGUUGUUGCGGAAAAUGAUCCGAGACGGACUGCAGCCAAACGUGGCGACUUUCAAUACCGUCUUGACGGCCCAGACAGAAGCGAAACCGAAUCAGUGCGCUCCAGCCAUGGACAGGGCCCUGCAAGUAUACCGAAUGAUGCGGCAGUCGGCGUCGAGUAGCGGCUACGACACGGCACCGACCCGUCAAACGUACAAUAUUUUGAUUCGGGCCCUGGCGCAAGCCCAACAACCCCACCAAGCCGAUUCGUUGCUGCGACAAAUGCGAGUGGAAGGAUUGGUCCCGGACGUGGAUUUGUUCACCACCACGGUCACGGCGUACGAAAAGGCCGGUCAGCCCUUGCGUGCACUGAGACUCAUGGAGUCUAUGAGGGAAGAAGGGUACGAUUUCUACGAUGUACCCGUUUUGAACACGGCUUUUAAAAAGGCGAUCAAGCUAGUGAAUACGGUAGGGAGAGGCCUACAGCAGCAGUAUGCUCCCAACGACGCAACAAAAGGACGGCAAUGGUCUGAUGCCGACGAGUUGUUUUUGGACGGUCCCUUGUCGCUUGCCAACAGCACCACGCAACCGGAUGCCUUUUUCGGUAACGUGACAAUUGCAUAGCAGUAGUGAAACAGAGUUGCCUGGGUCGUCGCUUUGAUGAAUCAUUCACGGGCUAGUGCAAGGUUAUGGAGCCACUUGACAGAUAGCCAAUGUAAAACGAU
This is a messenger RNA of Phaeodactylum tricornutum CCAP 1055/1, 2308 nucleotides long. RefSeq lists its product with no specific name. Gene Ontology annotation, molecular function: protein binding. Bases 1 to 1272 code for a protein of 423 amino acids. The transcript is spliced from 3 exons. NCBI's taxonomy places the organism in Eukaryota, Bacillariophyta, Bacillariophyceae, Surirellales, Neidiaceae. The record is from RefSeq and is a predicted model, not a curated record.